AUUCACAGCUUGAUGUGCCCUAGUCUAGGACAGCUUUUGCCAGAAGGCAAUGGGAUCUCUGGCCCCACGAUGCUGGAAAAUCCAGCCUGGUGCCACACUGGACACAAAUGUGGUCUUAGUAUCUAGGGAUAUACUCUCAUAUAGCCCUGGCCAUCUGCUGGAAAUCAGUGGGAAUCAGUGAAGAAUUUCUUUUCACAUUCUACCCCAUCAGAGGCUGCUAAGCUAAGAAGAGCUAAAUCCUGUGUGUUUGAUAUGGAUUUGGAGAACCAGACACGGGUCACCGAGUUCAUCCUGGUAGGAUUUCCUGGGAGUUUGAGCAUGCGAGCAGCCGUGUUCCUGAUGUUUCUUGUGGCCUAUAUUCUGACCGUAGCUGAAAAUGUAAUCAUCAUCCUACUGGUGCAGCAGAACCGACCACUGCACAAGCCUAUGUACUUCUUCCUGGCCAACCUGUCUUUUUUGGAGACCUGGUACAUCUCUGUGACUGUGCCCAAGCUGCUGUUCAGCUUCUGGUCCAUAAGUAACAGCAUCUCCUUCACCCACUGUAUGAUACAGCUUUACUUCUUCAUUGCACUUAUGUGUACGGAAUGUGUUCUCCUGGCUGCCAUGGCCUAUGACCGUUAUGUGGCCAUCUGCCGCCCGCUGCACUACCCCACCAUCAUGAGCCAUGGGCUCUGUUUCCGCCUGGCUCUUGGUUCCUGGGUCAUCGGCUUUGGCAUCUCUUUGGCAAAGAUCUACUUCAUCUCUCGCCUCAGCUUCUGUGGUCCCAAUGUCAUCAACCACUUCUUCUGUGACAUCUCUCCAGUACUUAAUCUCUCCUGCACAGACAUGUCUAUUGCCGAGUUGGUGGACUUCGUCUUGGCUCUGGUCAUCUUCCUCUUCCCACUGUCAAUCACUGCUUUAUCGUAUGGGUGCAUUCUGGCCACCGUGCUACGCAUGCCAACAGGGAAGCAGAAAGCCCUUUCCACCUGUGCUUCCCACUUCGUGGUGGUCACCAUCUUCUACUCCGCCACGAUUUUCAUGUACGCCCGACCCCGAGCUAUUCACGCCUUCAACAUGAACAAAGUCAUUUCCAUCUUCUAUGCCAUUGUCACCCCAGCCCUCAAUCCUUUCAUUUACUGCCUCAGGAAUCGGGAGGUCAAAGAAGCUCUGAAGAAACUCAUCUACUGCCAGGCUGUUAGAUCUGACUAGUCUGUUCUGACUGGUUGGAAAGAAAAGACUGUCUUCUCUGUUUUCCUUUCUCUUUC
Molecule: messenger RNA, 1244 nt
Organism: Peromyscus leucopus (white-footed mouse)
Lineage: Eukaryota; Metazoa; Chordata; Mammalia; Rodentia; Cricetidae
Product: olfactory receptor 6B1
Exons: 3
Coding region: 253-1188 (311 amino acids)
Biological process (GO): G protein-coupled receptor signaling pathway
Cellular component (GO): membrane
Molecular function (GO): G protein-coupled receptor activity; olfactory receptor activity
Source: RefSeq, a predicted model, not a curated record